UUGGUUCGUGGCUCACUUCAGUCUGUUGUAUUCGGAUAUUAUACCGUGCACCUUUCGGUUACUUCUGAUCAUGGCGACGUGAUCACCGUUGGACGUCGAACGUACGAUGCUCGAACUUUGUGGAUAGCGAUCAUUGGCGACUCUUUCGCUUCCGGCGAAGGUAAUCCUGAUGUGCCAAGGCAUGGGGAGAAAGAAGCACAGUGGAUUGACGAUCGAUGUCAUCGUUCAUCAAAGUCAUUCGCCUCGACUGUGUUCGCAGAAAUAGCAGCUGUAACCCCAACGUAUCUUACGUUUCUGGCAUGCACCGGAGCGACAAUCGAAAACGGAAUUCUGGAGGCUAGCGAGCAUGCUAGUCAGCUGGAUACGUUGGAGAGUAUCGCCACUAAGAGAGGUCGUGGGCCAGACUUAGUGAUUCUGACAGCCGGCGGUAACGAUAUCGGCUUCUCAGACAUCAUCAACGCGCUCGUGCUCGACAGUGCCAGAUUCGACGUCAGUUUGAUAGAUAUGAGGUUCUUCUUUGUUUCUCAUCAACUCGAUCUGGUUGCGAAACGAUUGGCUGCACUUGGGACAAAGAACGUUUUCGUGCCACAGUACUUCGACUUCACAAAGAAUCAGCACGGCGAGGUGGACGCGAACUGCAUUGCAUCAAAAGAGGUAUGUCGAAGUCUUUAUAGAGAACUGGUCUUCAGGACAUCGCUUGUUGUUCGUUGUCGAGGUUGUGUUCAUACCCGGAAAAAACCUCGACACAAUUUCUUUAACAGACUUUAUGGAGAAUCUGACAACAAAUCACCGUUAAAAUGUUGUUGUGCAGAAGAGAGACUUGUGUGUGGGUAG
Angiostrongylus costaricensis is the source of this 834-nucleotide messenger RNA. Lineage: Eukaryota; Metazoa; Nematoda; Chromadorea; Rhabditida; Metastrongylidae. The record is from the annotation of a GenBank genome assembly.